AUAAGAAAUAUUGUGAAAAUCACAGCCACCACAGCGCGCGACCUUUAAAGUUAGAAAAAAUACAAAAAAAUAAUGAUAAACAUAUUAUAAUACAUUAUAUAUUUUUUUAAUGAUUGCGAUAUUGCAUAAAUACUAUUGAAACCGAAUUGGACUAGUAAAAAUGUGUUGCUAGUACGCGUCAUGUGAAUAUGAGAAAAACGGCGAUCCGUCGUUUUUAACUUGUUUUUUUUUUUUUUAUAUAUAUUCUGUUCUUGAACUCAAAGUCCGAAUUAAAACGUUUCAAUAAACCUUCACACAAAUAACAGUGAUUUGUGAUAUCAGAAACCAAUUGUUAUGGGUAACACCAGUGGAAGCCAACGGCACAAAUCAGCGGGUUUGAUCGUUCCGUCUUCGCCGACUAAGGAAGUACAAAGUCAAGCGUUUGUGUUUGAUAAAAAUUUAGAUCCGAACGCGUUGCACGAAACAAAACCGUUGUUUACAAAAACUGCACCCAAGUCGAAUGACGAUGAUUUUACCGACGGCAUACCGAGAUCGUUGUCUGCAAAUGAUACCGAAAAUAAAAUGUUACCGACAGUGUUCAGAUGGGAAGGUGGAGGCAAACAAGUAUUCAUCAGCGGUACUUUUUCUGAAUGGAAACCCAUUCCAAUGGUUCAAAGUCACAACGAUUUCGUAACUAUAAUUGAUUUACCCGAGGGCGAACAUCAGUAUAAAUUUUGUGUUGACGGAAGCUGGCGUUGUGAUCCUAAAGUUUCGAUGAUUGACGGCGAUCCAGGCAUAACUAAUAAUAAGGUGGUAGUGAGAAAAACCGAUUUUGAAGUGUUUCAAGCGUUGGAUGUCGAUUCGAUUGGUGAAAACGGCAACGAAAAAAGUGGAUUUUCCCAAGACAUUCCUUCUUCGGUACCUUGGCAAAAAGUCUCCGGCCCUCCGAUAUUACCUCCACAUCUGUUGCAAGUGAUACUGAACAAGGACACUCCGUUAUCGUGCGAACCGACACUCCUUCCUGAACCCAAUCACGUGAUGUUAAACCAUUUGUACGCUCUUUCGAUCAAAGACGGAGUUAUGGUAUUGAGUGCAACACACCGUUACCGAAAAAAAUACGUUACCACACUAUUGUACAAACCAAUUUGAUUAUG
Messenger RNA from Adelges cooleyi (spruce gall adelgid), 1133 nucleotides. RefSeq names its product 5'-AMP-activated protein kinase subunit beta-1 (gene alc). NCBI's taxonomy places the organism in Eukaryota, Metazoa, Arthropoda, Insecta, Hemiptera, Adelgidae. Gene Ontology annotation, biological process: signal transduction. The transcript has 6 exons. The record is from RefSeq and is a predicted model, not a curated record. Gene Ontology annotation, cellular component: nucleus; nucleotide-activated protein kinase complex; cytoplasm. The coding region runs from base 334 to 1128 and encodes 264 amino acids. Gene Ontology annotation, molecular function: protein kinase binding.